GAAAAAAGGCAGUAGUACUUCGAAAGGGAAAAGCCAAGAUUCUUUCAAAUAAAAAACUGUGUCUGGAAGUGGAAGGUACUCCUAACAAUAACAUCAGACCCUCCAACAACAACAACAAUGCUCACGAGACACUGUCCCUUGAUCCAAUAGAGAAUCUCAUUGGCAAUGGGAAUCGCAAUCAUGGAAAAGAAGCAGCAUUCCCAUUCUACGUUUCUGUUUCUUCUUGUGUUUCUCUCCAUAACAAGAGUUCAGAGCCAUGUCUCAGCUGUGGGAGACCCAGGAAUGAAGAGAGAUGGUUUGAGAGUGGGAUUUGAAGGUUGGAACUUCUGCAAUGAAGUUGGACAAGAAGCACCUCUCAUGGGUAGUCCUAGAGCUGCUGAUUGCUUUGAUCUUUCAGAUUCUGGGAAACUGAUACACAAGGUUACAGAAGCUGAUAACAAACUUGGGGUUGGGCAACCAUUUGAUGGUGUUAGGCCACAAGAUAUCAACAACACUGACAUUUAUGCAGCUAAGAAGGAGCUCUAUCUAGGUUCUUUAUGUGAGGUUAAGGACACACCAAAUCCAUGGCAAUUUUGGAUGAUAAUGCUCAAGAAUGGAAACUAUGACACCAAGUCUGGCCUGUGUCCUCAAAAUGGUAAGAAGGUACCGCCUUUCGAUAGCCCCGGCCGGUUCCCCUGCUUUGGCAAAGGGUGCAUGAACCAACCAAUCUUGUGCCAUCAACAGACACAGAUCAAAGAGGGCACAAUGAGUGGAGGGUUCAGUGGUUCUUAUGAUUUGGGUUUUGAUUGUGAUGAUGAUGGAUAUGAUGGUCUUUCUUACUAUGAAGUGAUUUGGGAGAAGAAGGUCAGUGUUGGGAGUUGGGUGUUCAAACAUAAGCUCAAGACUUCAAAGAAGUACCCUUGGUUGAUGCUUUACCUUAGAGCUGAUGCAACAAAAGGAUUUUCUGGUGGUUACCAUUAUGAUACAAGAGGAAUGCUCAAAAUUCUUCCGGAGUCACCAAAUUUCAAAGUGAGGUUAACCUUAGACAUCAAGCUUGGUGGAGGAGCCAAGAGCCAAUUCUACCUCCUUGACAUUGGAAGUUGCUGGAAGAAUAAUGGUGCACCUUGUGAUGGUGAUGUACUCAGUGAUGUAACUAGAUACAGUGAGAUGAUCAUCAACCCUGAAACCCCAGCAUGGUGCAGCCCAACAGGGCAAAGAAAUUGCCCACCAUAUCAUAUAACACCAGAAGAUAGAAAAAUUUACAGGAAUGACACUGAUAAUUUCCCUUACUCUGCUUACCACUAUUAUUGUGCACCAGGGAAUGCUAAACAUUUGGAGCAUGAAGUGGAUACUUGUGACCCAUAUAGUAAUCCUCAGGCACAAGAGAUAGUUCAGUUGCUACCUCACCCUAUUUGGGGUCAGUAUGGGUAUCCUACUAAAAAGGGUGAUGGUUGGGUUGGAGAUGCAAGGACAUGGGAGCUUGAUGUUGGUGCCUUGUCUAGUAGGCUUUACUUCUAUCAGGAUCCAGGCACUCCUCCAGCUAAAAGAAAAUGGACAUCACUUGAUAGUGGUACUGAGAUAUUUGUUAGUGACAGCGAUGAAGUUGCUGAGUGGACUCUAAGUGACUUUGACGUCAUUAUAACACCACCAACCAUCGACGAUGAGGAUAAGCUCCAGCUAUAUUAGAACUAUUACACUAGCUACAUUAUAUUAUAUAAUUUAUUCCUUAAUUAUUAAAUAUGUGUAUUGUUAAUUUCAUCAAUUUAGUUUU
Molecule: messenger RNA, 1750 nt
Organism: Arachis duranensis
Lineage: Eukaryota; Viridiplantae; Streptophyta; Magnoliopsida; Fabales; Fabaceae
Exons: 4
Coding region: 166-1665 (499 amino acids)
Source: RefSeq, a predicted model, not a curated record